This is a messenger RNA of Lathyrus sativus (Indian pea), 831 nucleotides long. Lineage: Eukaryota; Viridiplantae; Streptophyta; Magnoliopsida; Fabales; Fabaceae. The record is from the annotation of a GenBank genome assembly.
AUGGCGAAGGGUCCAGGUCUCUACACUGACAUCGGCAGAAAAGCCAGAGAUCUUCUGUUCAAGGAUUACAACACUGACCAGAAGUUCACUCUCACUACUUAUUCACCCAACGGAGUUGCUAUAACCACCUCAAGUACCAAAAAGGGUGAGGUUUUUCUUGCUGAUCUUAACACACAGUUGAAGCACAAGAAUAUCACUACUGAUGUCAAAGUGGACACAGCUUCUAAUCUCUUCACAACAAUCACUAUUAAUGAGGCAGCUCCUGGGCUCAAGGGUAUUCUUAGCUUCAGGGUUCCUGAACAAAGGUCUGGAAAGGUGGAAGUUCAGUACUUGCAUGACUAUGCAGGAGUUUCCGCCAGUGUUGGUUUGACAGCAAACCCUAUUGUCAACCUCUCUGGUGUUAUUGGAACUGAUGUAAUUGCACUCGGCCAUGAUCUUUCUUAUGACACUAAAACUGGCGAAUUAACUAAGUUUAAUGUUGGUUUGAACUUCACCAAAGACGAUUUGGUGGCUUCAUUGGUUCUGAAUGAAAAAGCUAAUGUCCUGAAUGCUUCAUAUUACCACGUAGUCAACCCUUUUACCAAAUCAGCUGUUGGUGCUGAGGUAGCUCACCGGUUCUCGACCAAAGAGAACACACUCACACUUGGAACUCAGCAUGCAGUAGAUCCAUUGACCACUGUGAAAGCUCGAUUCAACAACUUUGGAAAGGCAAGUGCCCUUAUCCAGCACGAGUGGCGUCCAAGAUCAUUGUUGACCAUUUCUGCUGAGGUGGACACUAAGGCUAUUGAGAAGAGUGCAAAGGUUGGAUUAUCUCUGGCUCUCAAACCUUGA